GACAUGUAGUGCAAACUUCCGUGGUGCAUGCUUCCCUGGGGCUGCGUUUCUUCCGCUCUGGGACACUGUUACAGAAAGAUGUUUCACCCAGAAAGGCUGAACACCCCGGGACGCGACGGGUGAACCAGAAAUUCCAGCCUCCUGUUGCUGCUGUCCGGCCUUGGAUGAUCCCUACCCUCUGAACUGUCGGGAGCAGCCCUGUCUGGUCCGUGGCGGGCGUGGGGGAAGGACUCGCAGGUUUGUCAGCGACUCUGUCUUCCGCAGCCUUCGUGGUUCUGUCCGGGACGCACCGUUUAGUUUUGCAGUCGCGGUUUCCUUGCGGGUUUGGGUUCUCCGCGGCGCAGACCGGGGCAAGUCUAGCCCAUUGCUAUCUGGGCAGGUGCAGGCCACGUUGGCCCAGGGACAGCUCGCCUGCCGGCCAGGUGCACGGGAUACUUGUUCGUUGUGAACUGUGUGGGGCUGUGCUCCGCUCACGCCUGUUCACCGCACUUCCUACUGGGUCACACUUCCAAGGCCUCUCCUAUUGUUAAAUAGUUUACUCAAGGUCACCUUUUUGUAAUCUUCGUAGAUUGGCAAUACAGGCAAAUACCUUUAAAAAAAAUCAAACAAACCAGUUUUCAUUGUUUUUUUCUGCCACUUUUGUGGUCAGAAUCGAAAAGAAACGUUUAAAAAUUGGGUGCAGGAAGAAACCCCUUUUUCCUGGAUGUUUCAUUUUGGAUCAAAUCUUGGUUCAGACCAAGAACAAAGUCUGUAGUCCAAACAAAAAAGAAAAAUCCUCAUUACUUGAAUUUUGUAUUUGGGGGAGUAAUUUGAUAUUAAUGAGGUAAGAGUAGCCAAGUUGUUUUACAGAUUCUAUUGGAAUGGAUUUAGAUCAGGAUGUACAUGAAACACGUGAGUGAAAACCAGUUUUUAUGCCAUCACAUAAUUCCUGACUUCUAGCUGCCAAUGACUUCUCUUAUCAAAGAAAAAUUGUGCUAACAAAGGAAAAGAAACCUGUAUUUUGGAGACCCAUCCGUUAUAAAUAUGUUCCGUCUAAGAGGCAUCUCUCUCCUCUCUUGGAGAGCUUUUCAGUUACGCCAUUUCAGUUGUGAGCCAUUAGUUAUUCAAAUGCAGAACUGUACAGAUGAAGAACAAAUAUUUGGUCUUAUUGAAAGAAAUACAGCCACGCUUUCAGAACAUCAGGUGGGCUGUGCAUUUGAUGUACUCUGGCAGUUUCAGAAGCAGAAGACCAACUUGGGAAGAAAUGUUGAGUGUGUCAGAAACCAUCCCCAGUUUCUUACUCUUUGCAAUGUAACAGCAAAUCACCUGGAAACAAUGAGUGAUCACACCCUUGUGAAUGUGCUAUACAUCAUAAGACAGUUUGCGGUUGAAUCCCAUCACCCACUAGUGGAAGCACUGGUUACAGAAGCAUGGAAAAGAUUGGAAAGGUUUGAUACUAAUGUGCUGUCAAUAUUUUCCACCUGCCUGGCUGAUCAGCAUCUAUAUUUUAGUCCAUUAAUGGGAAAAAUAGCUGAUAUUGUAAAUAGGAACUUGGAAACCAUACAGGAUAUGAGGGCCCUGUCUGUCUUGAUGGUCAGCAUUUCUUCUUUAAUAUCACGCUGUUUCCAAGAGCGACUUGUGAACAAAGCAGAACUUCUCUUUGACACUGUGGAUUCUUCCAAGGUCAACACUGCAAGAAGGAUAUUACUGUUCCUUCGCAAUAUCAAGUGUAGUUAUUACCCACUACUAGAGAGGUGUAAUAAAGUGCUCACAAGCAGUGUGAGCCAUCUUGACUUGGAGUCCAUCAGUAAAAUCCUUAGUCUGUAUCAGUCCCUGCAGUUCCAUAGUUUUGAAUUUAUUGAAGUGUCUCGAAGGAGGCUAAUGGAGAUGAUCCCUGGGUCAUCUGGUUAUCCCGAAAGCUUUGUCAGAUUGUUUGCCACGUUGGGACCAGUGGCAGGACCUGAAAUAAAAAAACAGCUUGAAUCAACUAUACUACUGAUGUCAGAGGAGCUGACUAGCCAGCAAGUACUGACAGUGUUGGGAGCAAUGGAAGAUAUGGAAAGCAGAAAUGCACACUUGAUUAAAAAAACUGCUUCAGUUCUGUAUAAAUAUUUGGAUAACUAUAAAUCGAUAGAGCUACUGAAGGUAACACAAGCUCUGAGUUGUCUCCAUUUCCAAAAUAAAGAGUUUUUUGUGAAACUCAGAGAAUUAAUUCUCAGUCGUUUGGAAGCUAGCAUCACACCAAGUGAGAUUUGUAUUCUGGUCUCUGCUCUUUCUAUGCUUCCUUUUCCUCACUUCAAUGAAACAGCUAUAUCCCGGAUUGAAGCAGUUUUACCACAGUGUGACUCCAAGGAACUGAGUGAUUUUGUAUCAUCUCUCAUGAGGUGGAUUCAGAAUGAUCACAAAUGCUUGGCUAACACUACUAGGAAGCAACUGAAUCUUCUUCAAAAAUUAGACCAUUGGGGCCAUCAUCGAUUACAACAAAGCAACAGCUUGGAUCUACUGUGGGAGGAGCUUAAAUCUUUGAAAGGAGAAUGGCUUCAUGAAUCAUUUGUUGAAGAAUCAGUUGCUGCUUUACAGCGCUUUGCGGAUGAAAUCGAUUGCACCAAUGUUGCCAAGAUCGCAUCUUUUCUUUCGAAAACUAACUACCUCAGCACUCUGCUGCUUGAUAGGAUAGCUUCGGUGGUUGUUCAACAGAUUGAAAAGAUCCAUCCCUUUUCAAUCCUUGCUAUUACUCUUCCAUUCAGCGUUUUGAACUAUGAUCCACCUCAAAGGGAUGAGUUUUUUGGAGCCUGUGUCCAGUGCCUUAACUCUUACGUAGGUACAUUGGAUCCUAUUACAUUAGUGUUUCUUGGUUUUUCUUUGGCCACACUUGAAUAUUUUCCAGAAGAUCUGCUAAAGAAAAUAUUUAACAUCCAGUUCUUAGCCAGAUUAGAUUCUCAACUUGCAAUUUUACCUUCAACUCUAAGUGCAAGGGUCCAGUUUCGCCUUAUGGAGUUAAAUAGAGCAGUCUGCUUGGAAUGCCCCGAGUUUCAGAUCCCGUGGUUUCAUGAUCGCUUUUGUCGAGGACAUUAUAACAAAGAUAUUGAUGUGAUGAAUGGAGCACAACAGCAGAUCUAUAAAAUGUUAGCAGAAGUCCUUGGAGGACUGAGGUGUGUAAAGGCUUCUGGUCUUUCUACAUAUUACCACACCGUGGAUUUUGAAUGCAUUUUGGAUAAACGAAAAAAACCUCUUCCUUAUAGAAGCCAGAGCAUAACUCCAGGGAAAUCACCAGGAAUAUACUGGGAAUCAGAUACUUCAAGAGUUGAGUCAAGCCUUCCACCAGAAUCUGAGAGGUGUGUUUUAAGGAUUGCUUUAGAGUUUUUGGAUGUAAGAGCCUUUUGUUCAAACAUUCCUCACUUAAAGGGAAAAUCUGCUAUGAAAAAACGACAUUUGGAAAUUUUGGGCUAUCGUGUUAUUCAGGUCCCUUACUUUGAAUGGAAUUCUAUGGCACUGUCAACCAAGGACGCAAGGAUGGACUACCUGAGAGAACAUAUAUUUGGAGCAGGCAAAUCAUGAUUGAGUUUUCAUUUAAAAUGAAUAUGGCAUACCACAUUUGUAUUUCUUUUACUUAAGUGGUCUAACUCAAUAAAGAAAUGCUAAGUGCAAAUA
Messenger RNA from Cricetulus griseus (Chinese hamster), 3630 nucleotides. The record is from RefSeq and is a predicted model, not a curated record. NCBI's taxonomy places the organism in Eukaryota, Metazoa, Chordata, Mammalia, Rodentia, Cricetidae.